CAGAGGGUUGUGGGGGCUCCGACGACGAUGGUGAGGUAUAUAUAAACUGAGAAUCCUACGUUUGUGGUCAGACGAAUUACAACAUCCAUCGAGAAUAUCCAAACGAUAUCUGCAGAACAUCACCAGCUGCAGAACGGGAUCACAUUUCGAGGGCUCACAUGUUCAACAGCCGGAUAGUAGGUAUGAGGGCACCCCAAUUAUCCAUAGUUCUUCUAUUAGUGAUGGUGUAUUUCAUACGAAUUAGUUCUAGUCAGGUAACUUUUUCGCGGGAUUGGAACGCUGGAAAGCGUACCGCCUCCAGCGAGGGACACUGUUUCGCUAAUGCAAAGUCCACCGCCGCAGCUUUCCACGUUCUAACGAACGAAUUGAGGCAGCUAUCCGGCUGUGAAGCACGUGCCAUGGUUCUAUCUUUGCGGACUCAAGAUGACGUCCCUAAUGAUCUUGCCGUUUUCCCUGAAGGUCGAUAGGAGAUCAACUUACGCCAUCAGCUCUGGUGAAAUCUUUACUUAAAUUUUGAGAAUGGCAUCCGACAAUAUCUUAUUCAAAUAGCAUCCUGAUUGUUUCCGUAGAUUGUGUCGGCAAAUAAUAUGCUUA
Molecule: messenger RNA, 594 nt
Organism: Athalia rosae (coleseed sawfly)
Lineage: Eukaryota; Metazoa; Arthropoda; Insecta; Hymenoptera; Athaliidae
Product: adipokinetic hormone/corazonin-related peptide-like
Exons: 4
Coding region: 159-467 (102 amino acids)
Cellular component (GO): extracellular region
Molecular function (GO): hormone activity
Source: RefSeq, a predicted model, not a curated record